AUGUUUUCUGAGAAGGUCCCUGAGGGUAUGUUACCGAAAUGGGAAUCACUUGCCGAAGAGCUGGACGCUUGUGUGCCCGGGUAUCCUAGGCUAGCACGUGAGAUGGAGCAGGCGCCAGCGAGUACAAUCUUUCGUCGUUUUUCAGCAUUGAAUGCCCGGAACUUGCUUUAUCUACAGCGCGACUUGAUUAUGCUUGAGAAUCGUCUGAAGCAAGUCGAGUAUAGGGACAGCAUAUCAACGAAGGGCUUCAGGCAGCAUUAUGCGAAAGACUCCAACAACCUACACUAUUCGACAGCUUUUGGCGAUUCCGUACAAUGGAAUCUUAUGCUCCAGGUUCGGGAGAGAUUGAAAGAGUACAACGAAACCCUGGUCCUCCAAUCCAUUAUACUGAAGCUCCCUGUACCUGAUGAUUAUGACGUCAAGGACAUCAGCUGCUUUAUCCACUUGCCGCAAGGUAUGAACGCUCCAUUGAGUGGCUCCGACAAAGCGACAUGGGGAUUACCCGAGCAGCCUGAUCUACGAGCCGCAGACCUCGUUACGCUCAAGCCCCGGCGGAAAGAGGAUAGAUUUUCCAAUUUCGUCUCGGAACACGCAAUACGCUAUGUACAAUGGCCUCUUAAGCUUUUCCAGUCCAAGAAGAAGCGAGAAGAACACCAUGGUAUGGUGACAUACAAGGAUAGGACCAUUCACCGGGCCACAUACAUCAUCAUUGGCACCUUGGCAGGUCUAGCGCCUAUACUGAGUAUCAUCGUAUUAACGAAGCUGCAUACAAUGAAAGCAAGGCUGUGGACAACCGCCGUGUUCAAUGUAGGAAUUGCGUUCAGCCUACAACUAUUCACCGAGGCGAAGAGAAUGGAUAUAUUUGCUGUUACGGCCGCGUUAGUAUAA
This is a messenger RNA of Didymosphaeria variabile, 888 nucleotides long. RefSeq lists its product as uncharacterized. The record is from RefSeq and is a predicted model, not a curated record. The transcript has 2 exons. Lineage: Eukaryota; Fungi; Ascomycota; Dothideomycetes; Pleosporales; Didymosphaeriaceae. Bases 1 to 888 code for a protein of 295 amino acids.